Molecule: messenger RNA, 1041 nt
Organism: Fonsecaea erecta
Lineage: Eukaryota; Fungi; Ascomycota; Eurotiomycetes; Chaetothyriales; Herpotrichiellaceae
Exons: 2
Coding region: 1-1041 (346 amino acids)
Source: RefSeq, a predicted model, not a curated record
AUGUCGAAUGAUACAAUGCAUGCAGGAGAUCCCAGCUUCGAGACUGUACCCAACGAAUUAGGUGACCCAAAACCAUCUGAGCCAGCACAAGCGCCCGAUAGCCAGCAGCCUUACCGUCUAGCAACCAGUGGCCGCCAGCCGAGGACAGACUCGCGAGCAGCUAGCGAUAGUCGCCAGAAUGACACUUCCUUGACCUCACCCUGGGGAGCAACGGGGACCAGUAUCGUGUCGGGAUCACACCUUUCAGCGUCACAGACAACGGUGGAGCGGCGCCCAACAGUCCAGGAGACCCCACAAGGCCAAGGUCCCUCGCUCGUGACACAAGUCAUUCAACAGGAUAGAAUCAUCACCUCCGCUAACCUUCCGAACGGCGACGAACCCACGGCUGGACAAGGGGAAGCUGCCCAGGAUUUCGAAGAGAUGGAAGCACACCGAAUUCGUGGUGAUGCCUGGGAGCGGCGGAGUCCUCAAUUGCCAUCCUGGACGAAGGAGUUGGAUCGUGACGCGAGUCUGUUAGCAAGGACCGCCAUGUCCCAUGCAGGGCUCGCACGUUCGGGGCCUUCCAACAGGGCGUCUGGCGGUCCGCAAGCGCCACCUCCGACGGCAAACCUCGCACCAGGAACCGUCGUUGGAAGCCACCACAUGCACCAUCGGCCGAGCGCGCUGCGUACGGACCAUUAUGCGCAUGACUUCACACAUGCACAGGCAUACUGGGCGCAAGCACGGGCAUACUGCGCACGAGCACGGGCAUACAACGCACAGGCACGGGCAUACUGCGCACAAGUGCGGGUGCAUUGCGCACGUGUGCUGGCGCAUCGAGCACAUGUGCAGGCCCAUCGCGCAUACUUGCAGGCGCAAGCGAUGGGGACACGCCCCGGCGACGCACUACCCCAGGCCACGCCCGGGCCAGAGACACGAACAGCCACCACCAGCACCACCACUACCACCACGCAGCACGACGGUGAUGGAAGCCGGUGGGCGCUCGGAAAGCGAAAGCGCACGGCUGAGGAAGAAGACGAGGAGCUCUGGGCGGAUCUCUAG